This is a messenger RNA of Solanum stenotomum, 4348 nucleotides long. RefSeq lists its product as uncharacterized. Lineage: Eukaryota; Viridiplantae; Streptophyta; Magnoliopsida; Solanales; Solanaceae. Bases 2559 to 4187 code for a protein of 542 amino acids. The record is from RefSeq and is a predicted model, not a curated record. Gene Ontology annotation, molecular function: ubiquitin protein ligase activity. The transcript is spliced from 11 exons.
CUUGAGUGCACAAAAUUACUCUCUUUUUUUUUCUCUCUCUUUACGUGUUUGUCUUUUCUUUAUCUAAUAAUAAAAAUAAUAAUUAUCUCCCUAUAUUAAUUCUAAAAAAUAAUUUAUUCAUAGAUUAAAUUUAUUCGUCUCAAUCAACCGAUCAUCCACAAGCAAAAGCUACCGGUUUCUUCACCGGCAAAACUUUUCCGUAUACCACACAGCCGCAGAGUUAAAGACCUUGCAAGGACCUGAAGACAUAAUACUUUUCCUUUGUGGCUGACCAGAUUUGAGUGAGACUCUCUUGUUCAUGCUAGGGAGGCUGGUGGCUUAUUAUUGUCAGAUGAAGGAUAUUGCCCUAGAUUCAUAAGAAUGGGUUUCCUGGGCUAAAUAGUUCAUACUAGGGCUUUGUUGGAGUUGAUUUGAGCUUAAUAUUGGGCAUGAUGAUCAAAUGUCAUUCCAUUGGCAUAUCUUGUUUUGACACGACAUAAGUUGAUGUGAGGGCUUGGGAUGAGGACAUAUUGCAAGUACAGGGUAUUUCUUUGGUGGAUAGCUAACUAGCUUUGCUAUUGUAUAGAACCUCAAUCAUACAUGAUGUUGCAAGCAACUUCUUGGUCAAUCUGGCAGGUUAUGAAGAGAUCUCAUUCUUAUGGUGUUCUUAUCAAGAUUGAUUAGACUGAACUGCUGUUAUUGCAGUCUCUUACCCUUCAACCUUUGAGUGUGAAGAGCUCAUAGGAAAUAGGUUCUGCUAUUGUUGCAGAAUUAAUGACCUUCCGAAAGAUGCUUCUUUGAUGGGGUGAGAAGUUGUUGAAAACCUGAAGUCAUUUAGACGCUGCCACUUAUUGGGGGGUGAGGGGUUGUUGAAAAACUGAAGUUCAUUUUACAGGCUGCCACUAACUGUCGGGUGAGCAUUUCUGGAAAACCUGAAGUUCAUUCUACAGGCUGCAGCUAACUUUCUGAGUAGUUGUGGAACUCCUUUGCACUUUGACAACUGCUGGUAGUAUGAGGCCACUUUCUCUUGGAAAGACUGUCUUGCUUAUGCCAUUUUUUAUUGAUGAUACGAGAUGAGGUUCUGCUGACCAUGCUGCUUCCAAAGCACAUUUUUGACUGGGAUUUGAUUACUUUCUCUGGAAUGGUGGAUCUGUUGGUAGUGACAUGGGGGCAGAUGUGUACCAUCUCUUGUCUGUGGAUACUUUGAAUUGUUUGCUGGUGAAUAGAACUGAAUGGUGCACAGUUUGAGUGUGUUGCAACUUUAUUACAAUAUCCCUUCUAAGGUUAAGAGAGAGACGCUGAGCAGAUACUGUAGUGCUCACUAGAUGCAACAUUCUCUCUCUCUUUUCUCAAUGACAGCUGAUUUUAUCCUGAUUCAAUUGUAUGCUGGUAAUUCCUUUAAUUGAGCCUAUUGAGCUAGUGUUCCUGUGCCCCUUUGGAGUCUUAGGUUGUAAUCUUACUCUAUUGAUGGCUUAGUUCGAAAUAGAGUGAGAGCAAUCCUGAUCAAUAUAUUCUCUGAAUGGCAUCACAAUGCAGAGCUGGGGUCCAAUGGAAGGUACAUUUUCGUAGUUGUACCACUACGAUGUAGCACAUUGAUGCUAGUAUAUUGCUAAGUCUGCUGCAACUCCUUAGAACACUUAAACAUAAUGUUGCUUGGUCUAUGCAAUAUUGGAGGACAACUAUCAUAGUUGGUUGCGAUGAAUGAGAAAACAUGUGUAUUACCAGUUAGCCUAUGUAUUUAUGGUUGAGCUCCCAUUGAUGUAAGAAAAUUCUCUAACUAGUAACACAUCUAUAGCUUUGAGGAUUUCUAUCUAGUUCUUUGGGGCUCAUUGGUACCCGUCACUAUUCAUCCUUUUGUACUACCCACAAUCUUCAUGAGGAUGUGCCUCUUAUAUUUCACGUUGCAAGUAGAUGCAAUGAUGGAAGCUUUUACAGCCAUUUCACAGUUUUUGCUUCUAUCCCUAUUUUGUACUCUCAAUAUUUCGUACUAAACUUAGUUUGUCAAGCAUGAAGCAUAUCUGGUACUGUUGACAAAUUUAUUUCUAUACUUUCUCCCUCUGACAAGAUUAUUCUUAACUUGUCUCGUACCAUCAUAAUCCAUUUAGUUUCUAUCUCUCUAUAAGCCAACUUGUUUUGGUGCAUUUCAUACAAAAGAUUGCAGUUGCUUCUUUCUAAACUCUCAUAUGCUCUUUACACCGGUACAUCUCAUAAAAACAACAUUAAUAAGUGUUUCCAGAGAUACUCUCGUACUCCUCCCCCACCCCUCGCUCUUCGUCCUGCAUUUGCCUGAGUUCUGAACCUUGAAACAGUCAUUAUCAGAAAGAUUGAUGGACACAAAAAUUGUAGUGGCUUCUUCUUAAUGGAACAUAUUUCAGUGAGACUGCCAUGGGAUGAGGGAAACCAAAUUGGCCAUGUCUAUUUGGUGGUAUGGCUCGUCAAAGGAGUAGUCAAGUGGUUUAGCUUGUGUUCUUGUUUCCUAUUCAAUUUUGAGUAGUUCAAUAGGAAAGGUCCUAGAUAUCCAUCCCCAGUAUAAAUUUCUUUUCGCGGAGAGAUAAAUUUAUUGCUAACAUUCACGUACAAUGGGGCACAGAAAUUCAUUCAACAUGUCUCAGAUAUUUGGGACGGAAGAUGAUCAGAGAUGGAAUGUUCCAGAGCAGGCACCUUUGCCUUUCGCAAGGGCCGGUGUUCCGGAAGGCAGUAAUAUUGUUUAUCCAGUGGACAGUAUGUCAAUUGACGCGGCACACCAUUCUUCUCAGGGGCAUGCCUCUAGGCCAAGUGGAUAUUCUUCCUCGAAUCCAAAUAUGGAAAUUCCACACUGUCAGCCUCAGGUUCAAGGUCCUUUUCAUGAUCCUUUUCUGCAUUCAGGUACUGGAGGCUUUCAUAUGAUCCAUGAGAAUUAUCCACAUCAAGCAUCUUCAUCAGCCCAUGGCGGCCAGACAUAUCAUGGGGUGGAUGGUGGCCUUGUUGACCUCACAAUGGGUAGUGGGAGAGGGCCGUACAAACGAAAGAGUCCUGGUAUACCUGCAGGUGGCGAAAGUGGUAGUACAAGCAGAUACUUCGAUGCUGGCAGUUCAUCUGAUCUCCCUUCUGAAUCUUGGCAAGAAAAACAAAAUCCAGACCCCCAUUACACAACUUGGGGUUUACAUCCUAGUUACAGAGGUAAUAGUCUGUCUAUUGGAGGUGAGGGUUCUCAGAGGAAUGUAAGAAGCAGAGCUGCAUUUGAUCUGCAAAAUAAUGUAGGAAGGGCACAUAUAACAAGUACUCCUUCACAUCACUCUAACAGCAGUAGAACGUCCACUGAUUAUUGUAGUUCAGUGAAUUAUCUAGCUCCAAGUUCGAAUUCUUCAGCAAGGGAAUGGAACCAUGCUGUCAUGCCCCCUGCAGCUGCUCAUGGGAGGAACUUUGCUCCUGAUGCAAGCUUCUUUUGUUAUGAUAUGAACCACUAUGAUAUGGUUACCGGCAAUAUCUCUACCUCUCUGGAGAUGGGGAAUUACCACAAUGAUUUCACCUCCAACAGAAGUUCCCUUCCUCAACAUUUACCUGGCAGCUUGCCAUCUUCAAGGGGAGUCCGAAGUAGCUACAGUCAAAGAUCUUCCCCUACUUUCAGGACUUCUUCAAGCUAUAUGCGUCAUGGGCAUGUUGGGACUUCAGAUGAUGGAUCACAGUUGUUUGCUGAAGGUUACGCCUCAAGACAUUCACGACCAUUGUCUACUCUAGGACUGCGUAGUAGUGACCGAAAUGGGAGAACUAGGGUAUCUAGUGAUAGGUACAGAUCAUUGGCUGGUGAGGCAGGUUUCCGUGAGCAACUUGCAUCUGAGGGUGUUAUUAUUCCAGACCGCUCUACUUAUUAUGGAUCCAGAAGCAUGUUUGAUCAGCAUAGGGACAUGAGACUUGACAUUGACGACAUGGGCUAUGAGGAACUUCUUGCUCUGGGAGAAAGAAUUGGCCAUGUCAAUACUGGCUUGUCGGAGGAACUGAUUUCAAAGUGCAUGACCGAGUCAAUUUAUUGUUCCUCAGACCAAAAUCAUGAGGAAGGAAAUUGUGUUAUCUGUUUGGAAGAGUAUGUUAACAUGGAUGAUGUCGGGACAUUGAAAUCGUGCAUCCAUGAUUUUCAUGUGGGGUGCAUAAGAAGAUGGCUGUCAAUGAAGAACGUUUGUCCCAUCUGCAAGAAAACCGCUUUGGAUGACGACGACAUGAAAGAAAAAUGAUUUAUUUAGCUAUGACUUAUUGGGCAUUGAACUUGUGUAAAUAUGUAUUUAGAACAUUUCUCAAAUGGGGGAAAAACUAGUAUCACCUCAAAAGUUUGUACAGAAAAUGUUUUUCAUGUCAUCAGUCGUUUCUUUCAAAUGUGUAAAGAAUCUCCUUAUUA